AAUCCAUCCUAAUAUUUAGUGCCAUCUAAUGGUUAAAGCGUGCAUCGCCCUCAAAAGUUACAAAACAAUCGUGUCUGACGUCACUGCAUCGCAUGUGUAGAGGUGCUAAACUGCAAACAUCUGCAAAUAAACAGGGCUGAAAGGUGAAAUGGCGAGAAGAAAAGCUCAAACGGAAUCGGACCCUGCGAAACAGACGAAGAAUGUGAAAUCCAAAAAGAGAAUCAAUGAAGAAUCAUCUGAAACACUCUCCAAGAAACUGAAAGCCAAAAACGACGACAAGACGACACCCACAGCGGAAACCUACAUAAAGGCAAGUGUGGGAUGGAUUGGAGGUCAAAAGAAAUUGGGAAAAACUAGUAUACUUCACUACAUAUACCAAAGCUCCCUCGGACAGAGCAUCCAUGCACAACUUCGGCAGUGUCUGCAAGAGCCUUUUAUCCGCUCUCUUAGAGACUACAGACUGCAUCGCACAGCCAGCCCGUUUGACCGAAGAGUCACUUGUCUGGAUUGGCACCCUACCCAUCCCACUACUGUUGCUGUGGGAUCAAAGGGUGGAGACAUCAUCCUGUGGGAUUAUGAUGCACAAAAUAAGAGAACCUUCAUACAGGGGAAGGGCGCUGGUGACACUAUUGGGGAGAUGAAGUUUUGUCCCACAGAUGUGUCCAAGGUCUAUGUUGCUUCUGGUGAUGGUACUAUCUCAGUGCAAAGUUUUGAGGGCCUCCCAAGUCAGAUACUGUCACGAACCCCAGACUGUGGCCAUGAUCACCAUGAUCUUUGUUACUGGUACUGCUGUGUGGAUGUGUCUGUAAGCCGUCAGAUGCUUGUGACUGGGGAUAAUGCUGGAAGACUUCUUCUGCUAGGCCUGGAUGGACAUUCUAUCUUGAAUGAGAAAUUGCACACAGGCAAAGUCACACAUGCAGAAUUCAGCCCUCGAUGUGAUUGGCUGUUGGCAACAUCCUCUGUUGAUGCUACAGUCAAGCUGUGGGACCUUAGGAACAUCAAAGACAAAAACAGUUAUUUGACUAAAAUGCCUCACGAAAAACCAGUCAAUUCUGCAUAUUUUAAUCCCACUGAUAGCACCAAGCUGUUAACUACGGACCAGAUGAAUCAGAUCAGGAUUUACUGUUCAUAUGACUGGUCCAAACCGGAUCAAAUUAUUACUCACCCUCAUCGACAGUUCCAGCACCUAACGUCCAUCAAGGCAACCUGGCAUCCCAUAUAUGACCUUGUCGUGGCUGGCCGCUAUCCAGACGAUCGUGUCCUUGUCAAUGACAAGCGAACUAUUGAUUUUUAUGAUGCAAACAGUGGUAGGCUUGUGCAUCAGCUCAGGGACCCCAAUACCCACGGUAUUAUAUCUCUCAACAAAUUUAGUCCAACAGGGGAUGUUCUGGCAUCAGGCAUGGGGUUUAAUAUUUUGAUCUGGAAGCGAGAGGACACACUGCUGAACAGUGUUCAUGAAAAACAGGGAUUUGCAGAGGAGACAGCGGAGAACAGUGGAGGCAGAGCUGGAACCUCCAGAUCCCAACCCAGUGCUCGACAGCAAUCACAAAGAGGCAAAAGAGCAACUGAAGAAAAAGCCAAGCUGAAGAAAAAGCUGUCAUCACUGUCAACAACAGAGACCAAGGCCAGGAGCAAAACAGAGAGUAAGACUUUAAAGGCAAAGAAAAAGUGACAGACUAAGGACACUGGAUUUCAAAAUAGGAUAAUGAGCCAGUUUUAUUAGUAUAUUUGUAAUAUUUCAAUGUAUAAAGUUCUUGUUUGAUACGUUUCUAUGGGACCUAAAAUACAUUUUAUACAAAAUCUGGUUAUACAAUAAAAUAUUUCUUUAAAA
This is a messenger RNA of Misgurnus anguillicaudatus (oriental weatherfish), 1831 nucleotides long. It is a transcript of the gene ddb2, whose product is annotated as damage-specific DNA binding protein 2. Gene Ontology annotation, biological process: response to UV; DNA repair. Gene Ontology annotation, cellular component: Cul4-RING E3 ubiquitin ligase complex; nucleus. Gene Ontology annotation, molecular function: damaged DNA binding; protein binding. Lineage: Eukaryota; Metazoa; Chordata; Actinopteri; Cypriniformes; Cobitidae. The record is from RefSeq and is a predicted model, not a curated record.